Messenger RNA from Capsella rubella, 849 nucleotides. Its product is annotated as cyclin-A3-2. Gene Ontology annotation, cellular component: cyclin-dependent protein kinase holoenzyme complex; cytoplasm; nucleus. The record is from RefSeq and is a predicted model, not a curated record. Gene Ontology annotation, molecular function: cyclin-dependent protein serine/threonine kinase regulator activity. Gene Ontology annotation, biological process: regulation of cyclin-dependent protein serine/threonine kinase activity; mitotic cell cycle phase transition. Bases 1 to 849 code for a protein of 282 amino acids. Lineage: Eukaryota; Viridiplantae; Streptophyta; Magnoliopsida; Brassicales; Brassicaceae. The transcript is spliced from 6 exons.
AUGGUUAAGAAGUUGGAUCAACUUUCUCGAUCUGACGAUCCUGGACCCUAUGUUGGAUCCAUGUACGAGCAUCUCCGUGAGAUGGAGGUGAAGCAGAAUCAAAGACCAUUACCAAAUUAUAUGGAAAUGGUUCAGAAUGACGUAACACCAGCCACGAGAGGGGCUUUGGUUGAUUGGUUAGUUGAAGUUGCUGAAGAGUACAAACUUGGAUCUGAAACACUUUAUCUCACUAUCUCACACAUCGAUAGAUUCUUGUCUAUGAAGACUAUUAAGAAGCAAAAGCUUCAGCUUGUGGGAGUUUCUGCUAUGCUUAUUGCUUCGCCUCCUAAUGUGGAAGAUUUGUGUUACAUUACGGCUAAUGCUUAUACAAUACAAGAUGUUUUGAAGAUGGAAAGAGAGAUACUUCUCGCGCUUCCGUUUGAACUAGAAAGCCCUACCAUCAAUACGUUUCUGAGACGGUUGAUAAAAGUUGCACAAGAAGAUUUCAAAGUACCGCAAUUAAAGCUCGAGUCGCUCUGUUGCUAUUUAUCAGAAUUGACUAUACUAGAUUAUUACAUAACUCUGAAUUUUAUGCCAUCUUUGUUGGCUGCUUCUGCUGUCUUUCUCGCUAGAUUCAUCAUCCGUCCCGAACUACAUCCUUGGAACCAAAUGUUAAAAGAAUACACAAAGUACAAAGCUACUGAUCUACAAGAGUGUGUGGGAAUCAUACAUGACUUGUAUCUGAGUAGAAGAGGAGGUACUCUACAAGCUGUUAGAAAGAAAUACAAGCAGCCUGAGUUUCAUUGUGUUGCGACCAUGCCUGUUUCACCUGAGCUGCCGGUCACCUUUUGGACGGAUGUUACCAUUUGA